UUGUUGUUCUCGCUCUCCCUUUCUCCCCUCCUGUUAAACCAUGGCCCAUCGGCUGCGACUUUAUUUUGGUUCCGGUCGAAGCAACACGGCCCCAGAAUCAGAGAUCCUAGACCAAGAAAGAGAAGACGACUUUUGCAUGGCAUUCCACACUCUGCCAAGGAGAAACGGUCCUCACGCUUUUCCUCGACAUGGAGCGGAAUAUGGGAACGCUGGGCUGCAAGAAGGAGUGGGAGCACUAAAACGAAGUACUUCCAUGUUUAUUCCUCAGCUGUUGAAUAACAUCGACGCCCGCCCUACGAGAAGCUCGUCUGUGCAGAUCUCCCUUCAGCGCAAAGCUCUGAACGGACAUACCGAUGAGUGUGGGGCACCAGAGCCUCCUGAGGAGGCCCUUCCGUGUAAAUUUUCGGACUUCCGGGAGAAUUUCUCGUUACCUGCAAGGAGGCCUCCUUCAUCUCCAAGCAGCCCACGAGGAUCCCCAGAAGGGGAAAACCCAGAGAGUUCCUCUUCCUCCAGUCUGGCAGGGGAUGCAGGGCAGCCGGUCAAUGGAGCCAGCUCUGGCAGUCAUAGGCUGUUUCGUGCAAUUCCUUCCGAUAACCAGGAUGAGGCUGCCCCCACCACCGCCCAAGGAGCGGAACCAGGUGAAGCCGCUUCGGGCGUGAACCUAAGUGGAGUGAGAAUUCAGCAUCGUGCCUCCAGUGUCGACAUGCGUCAGGUUAGGCUGCUGCCUUUUGGGUCUGACUGUCCGAAUAAUCCUCCUGCCUCUGAACCGAGGCGAUGGUCUUUGCAGCACGUGCCCGACGUGUCAGCGAGUACCGGGAAAAGGUGUUUUGUUUUCCAGCUGCAACAGCCUCAAGCAAACGCUCCGAGCCCCGGUAGUGAUUGCAAUUUCGGUUUCACCGGAACCAAGGGGGACAGGUUGGUUAGGUAUCCCCGGAUUAGGCUGGAGAGGAGCACCUCUUAUCCCGUCCAGCCGCGACCGCUACAGAUUACUCCCACCGAAGAUGGCAUAAGUUCAGCAACUCUUAGCAGUAGCAGUAAUGGGCCUGAAAUCCACAGGAGUAAUUCAGUAGAGAGGAUCCCGCAGGGACCAGGCUGUAUGUUUAAGAUCAGGCCAGAUCAAAACUCAAGGCAACAGCAUUUUAGAAUUCUUGUCACCCGUGGCUCCGAAGAACCCGAGCGAGCCGCAGGGGAGGGUAGUUCCGGAGAUCCUGCCACUUCGGUAGUGAGUGCUCCGACGAGAGACGACUUCUUGGGGCAGGUGGACGUGCCUCUUAAUCAUCUACCGACAGAAGACCCAACCAUGGAACGACCCUACACCUUUAAGGAUUUUCUCCUUAGGCCAAGGAGUCACAAAUCCCGGGUAAAGGGCUUCUUGAGAUUGAAGAUGGCCUACAUGCCGAAGAAUGGAGGACAAGAUGAAGAAAAUAAUGAACAAAGGGAAGAGUUGGAGCACGGGUGGGAGGUCGUUGACUCCAAUGACUCAGCUUCCCAACACCAGGAGGAAUUGCCCCCACCACCUCUUCCCCCCGGAUGGGAAGAGAAAGUUGAUAACUUGGGGCGAACUUAUUACGUCAACCACAACAACAGGACUACCCAGUGGCACCGACCAAGUUUAAUUGACGUGUCUUCUGAAUCGGAUAAUAAUAUCAGGCAGAUAAAUCAGGAAGCAGCCCACAGACGAUUCCGCUCUCGUAGACACAUCAGUGAAGAUUUAGAACCUGAACCUGCAGAAGGUGGAGAUGCUCCUGAGCCCUGGGAAACCAUCUCAGAGGAAGUGAACAUAGCCAGUGACUCUAUGAGUCUGGCAUUGCCACCACCUCCUGCUUCUCCAGUCUCUCGGACCAGUCCUCAAGAGCUGUCAGAGGAAUUGAACAGAAGACUUCAGAUCACUCCGGAUUCUAAUGGGGAACAAUUCAGUUCUUUAAUUCAAAGGGAACCUCCUUCAAGACUGAGGUCAUGCAGUGUAACAGAUACGGUGGCUGAACAGGCCCAUCUACCCCUGCAGAGUGUCCCAACUAGGAGAGCUCGUUCUUCAACUGUCACAGGUGGUGAGGAGCCAACGCCAUCAGUGGCCUACGUACAUACUACGCCGGGACUACCUUCAGGCUGGGAAGAACGGAAAGAUGCUAAGGGACGCACGUACUAUGUCAAUCAUAACAAUCGAACCACAACUUGGACUCGACCUAUCAUGCAGCUUGCUGAAGAUGGUGCUACCGGGUCAGCCGCAAACAGUAACAACCACCUAAGUGAACCACAGAUACGUCGGCCUCGUAGCCUCAGUUCACCCACAGUAACUUUGUCUGCCCCCCUGGAGGGUGCCAAAGAUUCUCCCGUUCGCCGAGCUGUGAAGGACACCCUUUCCAAUCCACAGUCCCCACAGCCUUCACCUUACAAUUCUCCAAAGCCUCAGCACAAAGUGACACAAAGCUUCUUGCCACCUGGUUGGGAGAUGCGGAUUGCUCCAAAUGGCCGGCCCUUCUUCAUUGAUCAUAAUACAAAGACGACCACAUGGCUGAUACCCAGCAGAGUACUGAUCACACGGAGCUGUACUGAUGUUGAAGUUACUGGUGAAGAGGCAGAGAAUGGGGGCAACCAGCCAUGCUCUCUGCUCAGUUCGGUUAGAAACACAGCAUCAAAAGAAGAUCCACGACUGAAAUUUCCAGUACAUUUGCGAUCAAAAGCAUCUUUGAACCCUAAUGAUUUGGGCCCUCUUCCUCCUGGUUGGGAAGAAAGAAUUCACUUGGAUGGACGAACGUUUUAUAUAGAUCAUAGAAGCCAGGUGUUGAUAUGUGGAGACAUUGAUACCAGAGACAUAGUGCCUUCCUACGAUAGUAAAAUUACUCAGUGGGAAGACCCAAGACUGCAGAACCCAGCUAUUACUGGUCCAGCUGUUCCCUAUUCCAGAGAGUUUAAACAGAAAUAUGACUAUUUUAGGAAGAAGUUAAAGAAACCAGCUGAUAUUCCAAAUAGAUUUGAAAUGAAGCUCCACAGAAAUAACAUAUUUGAAGAAUCAUACAGGAGGAUCAUGUCAGUGAAGAGACCUGAUGUACUAAAAGCCAGGCUAUGGAUUGAAUUUGAAUCUGAAAAAGGACUAGAUUAUGGGGGCGUGGCCAGAGAAUGGUUCUUCCUAUUGUCUAAGGAAAUGUUCAAUCCUUACUACGGUCUCUUUGAGUACUCCGCAACGGACAACUACACACUUCAAAUCAAUCCCAAUUCAGGCCUUUGUAAUGAAGAUCAUCUGUCCUAUUUCACUUUUAUUGGAAGGGUUGCUGGGCUGGCAGUGUUUCAUGGGAAGCUCUUAGAUGGAUUCUUCAUUAGACCCUUUUACAAAAUGAUGUUGGGGAAGCAAAUAACAUUGAAUGACAUGGAGUCAGUGGACAGUGAAUAUUAUAACUCUUUGAAAUGGAUCUUGGAAAAUGAUCCUACUGAACUGGAUCUUAUGUUUUGCAUAGAUGAAGAAAAUUUUGGACAGACAUACCAAGUGGAUUUGAAACCCAACGGAUCUGAAAUUAUGGUAACAAAUGAAAAUAAAAGGGAAUAUAUUGACCUAGUCAUCCAGUGGAGAUUUGUAAACCGAGUUCAGAAACAAAUGAAUGCCUUCUUGGAGGGAUUCACAGAACUGCUUCCUACAGAUUUGAUUAAAAUUUUUGAUGAGAAUGAGCUGGAGUUGCUCAUGUGUGGCCUUGGAGAUGUUGAUGUUAAUGACUGGAGACAACAUGCUAUUUACAAGAAUGGCUAUUGCCCAAAUCACCCAGUCAUUCAGUGGUUCUGGAAGGCUGUGUUAUUGAUGGAUGCUGAGAAGCGUAUCCGGUUACUUCAGUUUGUUACCGGGACCUCCCGGGUACCUAUGAAUGGAUUUGCUGAGCUUUAUGGUUCAAAUGGUCCUCAGCUGUUUACAAUAGAGCAAUGGGGAAGUCCUGAAAAACUGCCCAGAGCUCACACAUGCUUUAAUCGCCUCGAUUUACCUCCAUAUGAAUCUUUCGAAGAUUUAAGAGAGAAACUUCUCAUGGCCGUUGAAAACGCCCAAGGAUUUGAAGGGGUGGAUUAAGCAGCCACUGCUUUUUGGGAUGUUCAUCAAGCAAGUUCCGCUUGCACUAUUACUAUUGCCUAAUUGACAUAGCAGUGACAAUGGCAGAACAGUUGCACAAUAUUGGUUCCCGGAGCAAACUCUUCUACAGUACAGUUGCUGAUGUUCAGAAGUUGGAACUCUAACCCGUGGAUAAUGUUUCUGCAAUUUCCACCACCAAUUAUCAACUGGUUGAUGUGUACACUAAUAACAUUUCAGGAGGACUUAUUCUAUUUAUGUUGUGCCUCUGUAGGCAAAGCCCUUAAUAAAUAUUUUGCAUAAUUUCUAAUGGCAAUGAAUGAAUGGAAUUAAUCACUUUACAGGUAUAGUAUUACAACUCAUGUUUACUUUGAAAAAUGAUUUAGACCUAUUUCCAAAUUUUUAUUUCAUUACAAUUAAAAAUAUCAUGUACUUGGAAAAUUGAGCUUUUUUUUAAAAAAAAAUUCAUGCCAGAGUUAACGCCAGUGACGUUUUCAUUUGGGAAAUUCAUCGAAGCCUUGUUUUCCCCCAUCAUAUUCAAAACAGUAGACCAACAGUUUUCAAAGCAGUUAAUGCAGACAAAUAUGGUAAGAGAAAAUAUCAUACAUGUUCAUCUGACGCAAUGAUAUUUUUUCACACCUCAGAUGAUUGAUACCAACUGGAUAUUGUGUUUUUAUAAAUUAGCAUAAUUGCGGCACUAUAAGAAAGAAUCAUAGACAUAGCAUGAAAAAUUUUGUGUUGACUUAAAAGGAAUUAGAGCAUUAUUCCUUUAGGGUAAUUACAUAUACUAUGACAAGUUGGGGGACAGGGUUGGACAAUUGUGGUUAAAAAAAAAUGCUAACCCUUGCCAAAUGCUGUAUAGUAAUUCUUCUAUUAUCUUUCUUCUUUACUGUUUGUAGAGGAGGCAUUUUAAAUGAAAACUGGCACUGCUUGAUUUGAAACUGUGGAAACCGGAUCUCUUUUGUCUCCGAUUUGUAUGCAUUUGCUAUUGGUAGCUAAAUAACCAAUUUUUUGUUCUAACUGCACCAACUCUGAAGGCACUUUAUGUAACACAUGGCAGUCAUAUGUUUGUUUUUUUAUCAUAAACAUUUAAUGUGAUGAUUAUUCCUUCUCGCUGCACAUGUCUUUCUGGUGCAAUAUCUAUAUCAAUUGUGGAUGUGGCUGCUGCUGAUGUGUAAAAGACCCAGAUGUAGAGCUGAGCCUGCAGACCUGUUCUCACCGAUUGUUUUGUGAUUUUUAUUCAGCCACCAGGAUUUAUUUAAUAUACACUUUAUCUAACCAAGUUUUGUUACCUGUGACAUGUUGCAUGCUUAAAAUCUAUAUAAUGCCUGAUUUGUAUCUGUUGUGUGAUAGAUUAAAGGUGAAAGAGAAGACUUGUAUCUGA
Molecule: messenger RNA, 5429 nt
Organism: Ornithorhynchus anatinus (platypus)
Lineage: Eukaryota; Metazoa; Chordata; Mammalia; Monotremata; Ornithorhynchidae
Gene: NEDD4L
Product: NEDD4 like E3 ubiquitin protein ligase
Exons: 29
Coding region: 41-4048 (1335 amino acids)
Biological process (GO): regulation of dendrite morphogenesis; ubiquitin-dependent protein catabolic process
Molecular function (GO): sodium channel inhibitor activity; ubiquitin protein ligase activity; protein binding
Source: RefSeq, a predicted model, not a curated record